CCUUAACGCGCACCCAUUCAUUUUGGAUCAUUCACAUUCAGUUCACGCACUCAGAGAGAGUGAAAAGGGUGCGAGAGUGGGGAGAGUGAAGAAAAAGAAACCCAAGAGAGAACUUCGGUGUGAAGAGAAUUUAUCGGCACAGCGCGAUUGUUGGUUUGGAGAGGUGAAUGAGAUCAGGCUACGCCUAGGUAUCCGGGCUCCCUCCAUCUUUCUUCGGGCUGUGUGUAUCAGGUGUUGAGAUUGCAGUGAACAGGACCUACACUGUGAAUGAGGAGGAGAAGUGAUGCCACAAGACGACAGCUGUUGCAGAAUUUGCAGCAGGGGCUACUACAGCUGCCGCUGGAAGCACUUGAGUGAAAAUAACAGAAAAUGUGCAUGCUGUUGGUUCUCGGUUGUCACCGUGGUCUCCCUGCUUUCCCUGUGCUGGAUAUACAUUUGUCUUGUUACUUUUAAUGACCAAGACGACGUUAACUGGCACAGCUUCACAAAACUGAAAUGGUGGGUGAACUGGUUCAUGGUGCUGAUCAUCAUUUCUGCAGUGUUAACCAGCUACUGCGUUCUGCUGCUGCUCUUUGCACUGUUCCAAGUUGCCUUAGGAGAAUCACUCGACUUACAUUGGCUACACAAGAUCUUCUUAUUUUUGGUGUGACAUUAAUCGCUUGUGGGGUCGCAGGAAUUAGUUGCAUGUGGGAGAAGGAAUGGCCAACUGUUCUCCUCUCACUCCAGGCCACAGCUCCUUUCUUGCAGUUUGGUGCUGUCGGUGCAUUGACCCUGCUGAGUCCUUUCAUCUUGCGGGGCUUCCACACGGCCAUGGAAAAAUGGUCCAAGUUCCUGAUGGCAGUGGUAUUUGUAGCUAUGUCGGCAGCCAUCUUCGUGUGUCCCCUGUUCAUCAGUUCUCCUUGUCUGAUAAAGCGUACUGAAUUACCUGAAAAGCCAAAGCUCAUUGGCCACCGAGGCGCACCGAUG
Micropterus salmoides (largemouth bass) is the source of this 966-nucleotide messenger RNA. RefSeq names its product glycerophosphoinositol inositolphosphodiesterase GDPD2-like. Gene Ontology annotation, molecular function: glycerophosphodiester phosphodiesterase activity. Gene Ontology annotation, cellular component: membrane. The record is from RefSeq and is a predicted model, not a curated record. The annotation marks the transcript as partial. Lineage: Eukaryota; Metazoa; Chordata; Actinopteri; Centrarchiformes; Centrarchidae. The transcript has 8 exons.